AUGUCCGCUGAUCAACAGCCCUUGACGAUUGUUGGCCAGGGCGCCAAUUCCCUUGGUAUGCCGGCUAUGCGUGGCAAGCUGCCCAUUGGAAAUAGCACACUUCAACAUUACCUUCCAAGCAUGCCAACCAUUCCAAGGCGGGAACUGGCCUAUAAGCUUGCAGCCUCGGAAGAGGAGGCUCUACGGCUGGCCGCAAUCAGCGUGCUCUCCGACAUCCCCAGCAUGGACAUCAAGCCCAAAUCUGACUGCACCAACAUUGAACGCGCCUGUUGGGAGCAGGCAGUUGAGCUGUCGGCCCGCGCGGACUCA
This is a messenger RNA of Dibothriocephalus latus, 309 nucleotides long. The record is from the annotation of a GenBank genome assembly. Lineage: Eukaryota; Metazoa; Platyhelminthes; Cestoda; Diphyllobothriidea; Diphyllobothriidae.